AUGCAACACCUAGAACUAUUAAAAAUACUCCUAUUAUAUUGCAUUCCUAUUCUGAAUGACAGGAAGAGGGAUUAAAUAGUAAAACAUUCAACUCCUUUGUCAAACAUAAACACGUAAAAUUCUUAAUACUACCCUUCCAUUAUUGAAAUACCAUUCUAAGCAGAAUACUGAGAUUAAUACAGAGGUGUAGUGAUCAUUUGCCCAUUUUGAAAGGGAUAUAAGAGUGGAUAUUGAGUAUUUAUAAAUCUCUGAUGGAGUUAGUAAAAUAAGAAUAAUCUCAUUUAACAACUUACAAGAACAAUUGGAUUCAUAAUCUCCUUUAAAACAAAGUGAAAUUUAGGGGAAUCAAAAUUCUUUGUAGAUAAGCAACCUUGAUG
Molecule: messenger RNA, 377 nt
Organism: Paramecium octaurelia
Lineage: Eukaryota; Ciliophora; Oligohymenophorea; Peniculida; Parameciidae
Source: the annotation of a GenBank genome assembly